Molecule: messenger RNA, 4369 nt
Organism: Aphidius gifuensis
Lineage: Eukaryota; Metazoa; Arthropoda; Insecta; Hymenoptera; Braconidae
Product: hybrid signal transduction histidine kinase M-like
Exons: 6
Coding region: 207-1940 (577 amino acids)
Biological process (GO): regulation of DNA-templated transcription
Cellular component (GO): nucleus
Molecular function (GO): DNA-binding transcription factor activity; cis-regulatory region sequence-specific DNA binding
Source: RefSeq, a predicted model, not a curated record
UGUUUCGUUGCUUGUGACGUCACAAUAUGGCGUCUAAAUCAGCUGGGUGUUGUGUGUUGAGUAUGCAAUGCUCAUCUCCGUACUUCGUAGUGAAUUAUAAAAAUCAGUAAGGACACCAAGUCUUCAACGUAAAACAAUACCACAAAUAGUGGAGAGAGACGAAAUAAAAAAAAAAAAGAAAAAUAAAAUAGAAAAAUCUAAAAACAAUGGCACCAGACAGACCUGAUGGCUCAGCCAUUGAGACUGUUUCUAGUCCAUCAACAGUCACUCGUUUAUUAAAUAAUAACAACAACAACAACAAUGUUGACAGAGUGAUGACAAUCAAUGAAGACGAUAUUAAAAAUUGUCAAAAUGAUAAUGAAAAUAAUCAAAAUAUAUCAAUUGACAAAGACAUAUUGGAUAAUAAUACACAAUUAAUUGAUCAAAAUAUAAUUAAAAAUGAUAAUCAUGACACUAUUAUAACAACAAAACAAAAUCAAACUGAUGAUGAUUUAACAUCACUUACCUGGUUACAUCAGCAAAAUUUGCUCAAAGGUCUUGAACUUCCAGCCAAGGUCAAUACUGAUGAUACAAUUAUUAAUAAUAAUAACAACAUCAACAACAAUAAUAAUAUCAAUAAUAAUAACAAUAAUAAUAGUAAUAAUAAUAUUAAUAAUAAUAUUUGUGAAGAUAGUGGUGAUUAUUCAGAAAAUACAAAUUCAAUUUCCAGUCAUGAAGAAACUUAUUAUCCAGAAAAUAAUAAUAGAAAAGCUGGUGGUAUUUUAAUAUCAAAAAAUUGUCAAAUAAAUAAUACAAAAAUUUAUGAUAAACAAAUUAAUAUUUAUCAAGAUACAAGUAAAAAUAUUAUACAAAAUAAUGGCACACAUCAAAUAAAAAUAUCAUUGAAUAAUAAUAAUAUAAAUAAUAAUAAUAAUAUACCAGUUGCAAAUCGUAAUAAACAUCCAACUCAUUUGCCAUAUGAUCCAUAUUUGCAUAGAAAUAGUAAACCACCAUAUUCAUUUUCUUGUUUGAUAUUUAUGGCUAUUGAAGAUAGUCCAAUAAAAGCAUUACCAGUUAAAGAAGUUUAUGCUUGGAUACUUGAUCAUUUUCCAUAUUUUCGUACAGCCCAAGCUGGAUGGAAAAAUUCAGUGAGACAUAAUUUAAGUCUUAAUAAAUGUUUUAGAAAAGUUGAUAAAGCACCGAAUUUAGGAAAAGGAUCAUUAUGGAAAGUUGAUAAUCAACAUCGUCCAAAUUUAUUACAAGCAUUAUCAAGAGCACCAUUUCCACGUCCAACAACUCAAAAUAUAACAAUGAUUGAUAAUAAACAAGUUAAAAAAACAAGUAAUACAAGAUUACCAGAUCCAGUGUUAUUUCCAUAUUUGUUUAAAAAACUUGCAUCAAGUAAUAUUAAUGAUAAUCAACAAGAUUCAGAAUUUGAUAGUGAUGUUGAUGCUGCUGCUGUUGCAAUGUUAUCAUUUAAACAUGGACCUAUUAUUUUAAAUCACAAUAAAGAACGAAAAGGAAAAAAAUCAUAUGAACAACAAGAUAAAUUAGUGCCAGUUAUAACACGAAGUUCAAGUGAAGAUCAUACAUACAGUUGUAUAGCAUCACCAAAAACAAACAGAUCAUCAAAUACGACAAUUGACGAGAGAAAUAAUGAGAUUGAUGAACAACGUAAAAUAGCUGAAGGUGCUGAUGCACUAUUAAAUUUAGCAAGUGUUGCUCUGAGUCAUAAUAACAAUAAUAAUAUUAAUAAUAAUAUUAAUUCAAGAUUAAUAAAUCAACAAGAUACAACAACAAAUAUGCCUUUAUCACAAAUUGAAUUAACACAAAAAACAACAGUUAAAUCAUCACAAACAAAAUCAAAACGACGUACAUCAAAAGUUUAUAUGAAUAUUCCUGAUACAAGACGUAAACAUUGGCCAGAAUGGCGUGAAAGCAACAGGUAUAUCAAGGGUUAGUUUGUAUAUUCAUUUAAAAAACAAAAAAACAAAUAUAUAUAUUAUUAAAUAAAUUUAACUUUUAUCGUCAAAUAAAAUAAGGAACAUAAAAAAAGUUUCCAACGAGUAUGACCAAAGUUAAAAAUUUCUUUUUAUUUUUUUUUUCUGUUCUUUCCUUAUUUUGCAUAAUAUUUAGAAAAACAAAAAUCAUAAAAAUUAGAUAAAAGAUACUAACCUAUUUUUAGGCACAAUAUUAUUUUAGUAUAAAUAAAAAAGGUGCCUAAAUUGAGUCAAAAUAUAUUUUUUUUUGACUUUAUGCCAAAUGGGAUUCGGUAGCACUGAACUACAAGCAAUAAUAGUUGAAUUAAUUAUCAUACCAUAAAUUUGUUUAUUUAACAAAAUAUUAUGAAUAAUAAUAAUUAAUUAUUAUUAUUAUGCAGGAGAUAAUAUUCGCCGAAGAAUAUAAUUGUAAAAAAUCGAAAUAAUAUGAUUUUUACGAGAAAAAUAUAUAUAAAUAUUUAAAUAAUUAUUAUGAAUGCGAGAAGAAAUAGAAAUAAAUAUUUAGAACUGUUGUGCGGAAUUAUACAUGCAUAUUUCUAUAUAUAUGGAUUGAUAAUUCAUAGAGAGUUUAACUAAAAAAAAUAUAUUAUAACUUUAAUAGAAUUCUAUUUAGUUUUUUCUUCUGUAGAUAUGUAUAGAUAAAUAUAUAUAUAUAUUAAAAAAUAACAAAUUAAAUGAAAAAAAUAUAUAUAAAAUAGAGAUAAAUAAUAUGAAUAAUAUAUUUAAUUAAUAAUAAAUUAAAAUGAAAAUAAUAUUUUCAAAAAAAAAAAUAAUUAAAAUUUGCACAUAAUAAUGAAACGCCAAUAAAAAUUUGUGCGUUUUUUUAAAUCACAAUUAUAAUUAUACAAAAUUGACCAUAAAGAAAAAAAUCAUUCGUAAAAAAAAAAAAAAAAAAAAACAGAACAACUAUUAGUAAUUAUUGAUAUUUUUUUUUUGCUUUUAUUUUUACUAAAAUUUAAAUAUGCAGAGUUUUUGCCUGAUAGAAAUAAAAUCAUGAUUUUUCUUUUUUUUUUUUCUCUAUAAAAUUGUAGAAAGUAAUCGCAGCUUGUUUCAAUUUUCAUUAUUAUUUAUGUUGUCUCACUUGAGGCUGUGAAUAAUUUUUUGUUGUAAAUUAAAUUAAUCAACAAAUAAAAAAUAUAUUUAAUAUCAAGCCAAGAUGAAAAGCAAUAAAUGGAUGAAAGAAGGAAAAAAAAAAGUCAUUGAACUUGAGGUGUGAAAUUAUUUGAGCUUAAAAACGAAAAAAAAAAAAAAAAAAAAAAUGCGAUUACUUGAAUACUUUGCUCAUUAUUUCUCUAUAGAAAAAAUUGGUGAGUUAAUGAAAUUUUUUGAGAAGGAAAGAGAGUAUAUUUUUACAGGGUAUACAACCCGCGUGAUAUGACAAAAAAAAAAAAAAAAAAAGCUCUUCCUAUCUUAUUCACUGGUUGUACAGUUAAAAAUUUUUUUUUUUUUUAGAAAAAAUCGUCGGUUGUAUAUUUCGCCUAGCGAAAUCGAAAUUAUUUUAAAACACGUGUGCACAUUUAUUGGCGGCGCGUCUUGAACAAUUUUAAUUAUUAUAAUUUUUACAUUUUUUACUUGAUAAUGAAAAAUUAUUUUUUAACACUUUGAUAUAUAUAUGAAGUUAUUGUGAAAAAACAAAAAAAACAAAAACUAAAAAAGCAAAAAAAAAAAAAAAAACAAAUAUAUUUAACAAGAAUCUCAAAUGGCUUUGAAAUUUUGGUUUUAAUCAUUGCCAAUAGGAUUUAUAUAUUUUUAAAUUUCAAAACAACUAAAAGAAAUUGUUAACAAUAAUUAUUUUAUUUAUUGAUUAUAUAUUUUAUGAUAGAAUUUUUUUUUUUUUUCUUAUUUAUCAUUUUCUUCUCGAUGCGAGUGAGAGAUGAUGCGCUGCCCCAACAAUGCUUUUAUACAAUAAUCCUUUGACAAGAAAAAAAAAGAAGAAAAAAAAAUCAAUAGUUAAUAGUAAUAAUAAUAAUAAUAAUAGUAAAAUAGUUAAUAAUAAUUAAGACAUGUCUGAUGUACAAGAAAAAAAACGUGUGAAAUAAGUCUGGUUUUAAAAUCAAGUUUGUUUUUUUUUUUUUUUUUUAAAUUCUUUCGUGUGAAUAGUCAAAGAGUUCAAUUCAAAAAAAUUACAAUAGCAGGUCUUAAGAGUGUGGCGAAACGUAAACCGACAAAAAAAUUAAAAAAAAAAAAAAACCCAUUGACAAUGACUGUGACAAAUUUUUUUUAAAUUACAAAUUCUAAUUAUUAUGUAUAUUCUUUUUUUUUUUCUUUUUUUAAAAAUCAAGUUUUCGUGUCGCUACGACUGAAGAUCUGUUCUUCCAUGUAGCUUAUUCUAAAAUAAUUGAAAAAGAGGGUGUGACUCUCCCUAGUGCACUUGGGGGGGGAUUAAUUAA